This is a messenger RNA of Papaver somniferum (opium poppy), 2215 nucleotides long. RefSeq names its product high affinity nitrate transporter 2.5-like. Bases 477 to 1997 code for a protein of 506 amino acids. The record is from RefSeq and is a predicted model, not a curated record. The transcript is spliced from 2 exons. Gene Ontology annotation, biological process: transmembrane transport. Gene Ontology annotation, molecular function: nitrate transmembrane transporter activity. NCBI's taxonomy places the organism in Eukaryota, Viridiplantae, Streptophyta, Magnoliopsida, Ranunculales, Papaveraceae.
UUCCAUAUCUUAAGUCACAACAGACAAUGAGAUUCCGUAAAUGUGCAGCUAUAAAUUUAAAGAUUCAACUUCUUCAGGCCCUAGAGAGUGACUGGUGACUAACUAUAGGCUCUAAAUCAUAAAUGUACAAAAGAAAUGUCAAUCUUUCCAACUGUUAAAGCAAACAAUUCAGUCAAAGUACUUAACAAGUCGCCAAAAGAGAAAUCAUUUCAUGGUUUCUCAAUCUGUUGUUUCUACAUUCAAUGUGCUACACAUAAAUGCAAGGACUCGGUGUUCAUAGAGAUAAAUCUACCUGAAUAUCUUCUUCUAUAUGCAAGUGUAAUUUUAAAUAUCCAUAGGAUUUCAUCUCCUUAUCUGCAAAACAUAUAAAGGAAGAAAAAGGUUCACCAUUUUAAAACCACAUAUAUAUAUAGAGAGAGAGAUAUUAAACAGAAUACCACUAAAGCAAACUCACCGAUCUUUGAAUCACUCGUCCAAUGGAAAUGAAUGGUCGGGAAUCAGAACCAGAGCGUUUAAAAUUUGCUCUACCGGUGGAUUCUGAGAACAAAGCGACUGAGUUUCGAUUACUAUCGGUGGCAAAACCUCACAUGCGAGCCUUCCAUCUCUCAUGGAUUUCCUUCUUCUCUUGCUUCGUUUCCACCUUCGCGGCACCACCUCUCCUCCCCAUCAUACGGGACAACCUCAACCUCACUACCACUGACAUAGGUAAUGCAGGGAUCGCUUCAGUCUCUGGUGCAGUCUUUGCAAGGCUUGUCAUGGGGACAGCAUGUGACCUCUUCGGCCCACGGCUUGCCUCUUCGGCGCUCAUACUUUUAACUUCACCAGCAGUUUACUUCACAGCUGUUGCUUCAUCCCCUGUUUCCUUCCUCCUUGUCCGCUUCUUCACAGGCUUCUCACUUGCCACCUUUGUCUCAACCCAGUUCUGGAUGAGCAGCAUGUUCUCCGCAAAUGUCGUUGGAACGGCUAAUGGUGUUGCAGGUGGCUGGGGAAACCUCGGAGGUGGGGCCACCCAACUCAUCAUGCCACUUGUAUAUGAGUUGAUAAGGAAAAUCGGACCAUCUGAUUUCACUGCCUGGCGUGUUGCUUUCUUCAUCCCUGCGCUGUUCCAGACAUUAACAGCAUAUGCGGUUUUUCUCUUGGGUCAAGACCUGCCAGAUGGAAACUUUAGACGACUUGAGAAAUCUGGUGAGAAACCAAAAGAUAAGCUAUCGAAAGUUUUCUACCAUGGGAUCACUAAUUACAGGGGUUGGAUAUUGGCCUUGACUUAUGGGUACAGUUUCGGGGUAGAACUGACAGUAGACAACAUAGUAGCAGAGUACUUCUAUGAUAGAUUCAAUCUGAAGCUCCAUACUGCUGGAAUCAUUGCAGCAAGUUUUGGAUUAGCGAAUAUUGUGUCUCGACCUGGUGGGGGUGUGUUGUCAGAUAUGAUGGCGAAGAGGUUUGGAAUGAGAGGUAGGCUCUGGAGCUUGUGGUUAGUUCAAACCUUAGGUGGACUACUCUGUAUUCUUCUUGGGAGAGUAAAUUCACUAGGUGCAUCAGUCGCAGUGAUGCUGGUUUUUUCUUUUUUUGUCCAAGCUGCAUGUGGACUAACAUUUGGAGUAGUUCCUUUUGUCUCCAGAAGAUCACUAGGACUCAUAUCAGGAAUGACGGGAGCUGGUGGGAACGUUGGUGCAGUUAUUACUCAACUAAUAUUUUUCAAAGGCUCUAGAUAUUCAAAAGAAACAGGAAUAACUCUGAUGGGUAUCAUGAUUAUAUGUUGCACACUCCCAUUAUUCUUGAUCUACUUCCCACAAUGGGGUGGAAUGUUAUUUGGUCCAUCAUCAAAACAAAAGCACACAGAAGAAGAAUACUACACAUCAGAAUGGAAUUCUAAUGAAAAGGAGAAAGGGUUACACCAAGGAUGCUUAAAAUUUGCAGACACUAGUAAAACCGAACGAGGUAGAAGAGUCGCUUCUGAACCAACACCCUCCAAAGGAACCUCAGACACUGAUGUUUGACAACUACCACUUUACGUUAAGGUUCAGCUCUAUCCAAAGCUCCUAAUAGACACAAUACAUGUUCGUGUAUAAAUCUCCUUCGUCAAUACUACGUAAGAGUUCAAAAUUUUGUUGGAUAUGGUGCAAGAGUUGUCAUCUGAUUGUAAUGUUGCAAUUUGGAAUCGAGAUAACUUUUCUUGCAGAUAUAAUCUUCAGUUAGUAGUACUGAAUUUCAAGAA